CAUUUCCAAAUCUACAGGAUCUGUUUUAAAUCACUCAGAAGACAACGUAUCCACAACACUGCUGGACAUUUACGCAUUAUAUUCCCUUUCUUAAAUUAUCCCCCCUCAGCUUCGCGAUACCGCCCCCAAUUUCAGUGUCGGUACGGAGCCGCCAGGCCGGGACAGAGACGGAGAGAGAGCCCUCGGCCAUGGAAGCGCUCGGACCCGGCCCGCCGGCCCCGCCCUCCCUCUUCCAGCCCCCACGGAGGCCUGGCAUGGGCACCGUGGGGAAGCCCAUCCGCCUGCUGGCCAACCACUUCCAGGUGCAGAUUCCCAAGAUUGAUGUCUAUCACUACGAUAUCGACAUCAAGCCUGAGAAACGGCCAAGGAGGGUUAACAGGGAGGUAGUGGACACAAUGGUUCGCCACUUCAAGAUGCAGAUCUUUGGUGAUCGACAGCCGGGCUACGACGGGAAGAGGAACAUGUACACGGCCCAUCCACUACCCAUCGGGAGAGACAGGGUGGAUCUGGAAGUAACUCUGCCGGGGGAGGGUAAGGACCAGAUGUUCAAGGUGUCUCUGCAGUGGGUGUCAGUGGUGAGCCUGCAGAUGCUCCUGGAGGCCCUGUCAGGCCACAACGAGGUCCCCGAGGACUCUGUUCAGGCCCUGGAUGUCAUCACCCGCCACCUGCCUUCCAUGAGGUACACCCCAGUGGGGCGCUCCUUCUUCUCCCCUCCGGAGGGCUACUACCACCCCUUGGGCGGAGGGAGGGAGGUGUGGUUCGGCUUCCAUCAGUCGGUCCGUCCUGCCAUGUGGAACAUGAUGCUCAACAUCGAUGUCUCCGCCACUGCUUUCUACCGUGCCCAGCCCGUGAUUGAGUUCAUGUGCGAGGUGCUCGACAUCCAGAACAUCAACGAGCAGACCAAGCCACUCACCGACUCCCAACGCGUCAAGUUCACCAAGGAGAUCCGAGGUGGGUGGGGACCUGCAGGUCUGAAAGUUGAGGUCACCCACUGUGGUCAGAUGAAGAGGAAGUAUCGCGUGUGUAAUGUCACUCGCCGCCCCGCCAGCCACCAAACGUUCCCCUUACAGCUGGAGAAUGGCCAGGCCAUGGAGUGUACCGUGGCUCAGUACUUCAAGCAGAAGUACAGCCUACAGCUGAAAUAUCCCCACCUGCCCUGCCUACAAGUGGGACAGGAACAGAAGCACACCUACUUACCCCUGGAGGUUUGUAACAUUGUGGCCGGGCAGCGCUGCAUCAAGAAGCUGACAGACAACCAGACCUCCACCAUGAUCAAAGCUACAGCACGUUCUGCACCCGACAGGCAGGAAGAGAUCAGCCGACUGGUCAAAAGCAACAGCAUGGUGGGCGGUCCCGACCCUUACCUGAAGGAGUUCGGAAUCGUGGUGCACAACGACAUGACAGAGGUGACGGGCCGAGUCCUCCCAGCACCCAUGCUGCAGUAUGGGGGCCGGCUUAGUACCGACACUGGGCGGGACUGUGGCAGGGGACUCUCUCCGCAGAACAAGACAGUUGCCACGCCUAACCAGGGCGUGUGGGACAUGCGGGGGAAGCAGUUCUACGCCGGGAUCGAGAUCAAGGUGUGGGCCGUGGCCUGCUUCGCCCCACAGAAACAGUGCAGAGAGGACCUGCUCAAGAGCUUCACAGACCAACUGAGAAAGAUCUCGAAGGAUGCCGGUAUGCCCAUCCAGGGCCAGCCGUGUUUCUGUAAAUACGCCCAGGGAGCGGACAGCGUGGAACCCAUGUUCAAACACCUCAAGCUGACUUAUGUGGGACUGCAGCUUAUCGUGGUCAUCCUGCCUGGCAAAACCCCUGUCUACGCGGAGGUGAAGCGGGUAGGAGACACUCUCCUGGGCAUGGCCACUCAGUGUGUCCAGGUGAAGAACGUGGUGAAGACAUCCCCCCAGACCCUCUCCAACCUCUGCCUCAAGAUCAACGCCAAGCUGGGGGGCAUCAACAACGUCCUGGUGCCCCACCAGAGACCCUCUGUGUUCCAGCAACCCGUCAUCUUCCUGGGGGCAGACGUCACUCACCCUCCAGCCGGCGACGGCAAGAAGCCCUCCAUCGCGGCGGUGGUGGGCAGCAUGGACGGCCACCCCAGCCGCUACUGUGCCACGGUGCGCGUGCAGACGUCGCGCCAGGACCUGUCCCAGGAGCAGCUGUACAGCCAGGAGGUCAUCCAGGACCUGACCAACAUGGUGCGCGAGCUGCUCAUCCAGUUCUACAAGUCCACGCGCUUCAAGCCCACCCGCAUCAUCUACUACCGCGGCGGCGUGUCCGAGGGCCAAAUGAAGCAGGUGGCGUGGCCAGAGCUGAUUGCCAUCAGGAAGGCCUGUAUCAGCCUAGAGGAGGACUACCGACCGGGCAUCUCCUACAUCGUGGUUCAGAAACGCCACCACACCCGCCUCUUCUGCUCAGACAAGACCGAGAGAGUUGGAAAGAGUGGCAACGUCCCAGCCGGAACCACGGUGGACAGCACAAUCACCCACCCCUCCGAGUUUGACUUCUACCUGUGCAGCCAUGCUGGGAUCCAGGGCACCAGCCGGCCCUCCCACUACCAUGUCCUGUGGGACGACAACUGCUUCACGGCCGACGAGCUCCAGCUGCUCACCUACCAGCUGUGCCACACCUACGUCCGCUGCACCCGCUCUGUCUCCAUCCCCGCGCCAGCCUACUACGCCCGGCUGGUGGCCUUCCGCGCCCGCUACCACCUGGUGGACAAAGAUCACGACAGUGCGGAGGGCAGCCACGUGUCGGGCCAGAGUAACGGUCGGGACCCCCUUGCCCUGGCCAAGGCAGUCCAGAUCCACUAUGACACUCAGCACACUAUGUAUUUCGCCUGAGCCACGUGAGCAAUGUGUGCAGUUCUGUCCUCUAUCUCCUCUCUCUCUUUUUGCCAGUCUUUCUCUAUCUUUGUCUUGCGUCUUGAUGUGCACCAAAGCGGUUCGAAGCCAGUGAAGUAUGCCAGUGGAGUAUUUUCCUUUUUGGGAAAAACGACAUCCGGCGUUCCCGAUCGAAGCCGCCCUCUACCAGCAAUCCGGCACCGAGAGACCGUUGGGGUUUCCGAUGCACAGAGAAAACAAACAAAAAACACAAGUUGAGCCAUUUUUUUUUUUGGAGGGGGUUGUUUGUUUUUUGAACGUCUCUUGCUUUUGAAAGAUACACUGAGUAAUGGAGCGGACUGACGCCAAUUGUCAGUGGCAGCUCUUAGCUCUCCCAGCUAAGCAGGACUACUUUUUACCUCAAAGCCCUUUCAGGGCGAAAAUCUGUCAAGUUCUUGGGUUGGGGGGGUCAUGGGGGGUUUGCAUGGAAACAUGGGUGGAGAGGAUCUUUUGAGAAUGAUAUAUUUAUAUAUGUAUAUUUUUUUUCUUUUAUGAUCGUGUUUUAACUUUCUCCUUUUCUUCAGUCUUUUACAAGCGAGGUCACCUGGGUAUCCAUACCCAUUAGUCUUCUCCCAUUUAGUGAAGAAUUAAGUGCUUGAGUGUGUGUGUGUGUGUGUUUGUUCGUGUGUGUGCGUGUGCGUUUGUGUAUAUACGUGUGUGUGUUUCAUGGCAGGCCACUGAAUUGUAAAGGGAAAAUCAAUAACUGCUGUAAAUGCCUCAGAUUUGAUGUUUUUUUUUUAUAUAUUCACACAUGACAUAUAUAUAUAUAUAUAUAUAUAUACAUAUUUGCAUCUAUAGAACGGAUUGAACUAUACAGGCUUCACAGAGGCCGGUGGGUGUAUGUGUAGCAGUAGCAACCGUGGUUUAGCCGAUGUGACUGACUCUGCAUUGGGACCUAUUGAAUGGUUGAGAGCUUUUGCGGGGUUACGGCAUUGGGCUAAGCCGCCUUAUUUGGUGCCCCAUGUGAGGAAGGGGAUUCAUCCCUUAAACCUGUUUGUCUGAAUGGUUAUGACAUUGUUAGGGCGGCGCAUGGUUUUUUAGCAAGGCGCUAGUCGUCUGAAUUUUUCGGGGGCGGAAAACCCAUUCGCUUAACUUUUGAGGUCUCCUUUGCUACCGGCCAAUUCAUUGCACUGACCCGGGACGCUAGGCAAGCAACAGAGGGCACACUCUCUUACCUUUUUUUUAUGCAUUUAUACAUCAGAAUCAAAAAUCUGAAUUUGUAAGAGUUUAAUAUAAAACCGUUUUGUGGCUAAUCUUAACUGUUGUUCAGACUUAGUAGUUAGAUUUGAUGUUGUUAUCUACGAUUAUGAUAAUUAUCAGACUGGCAGCAAUCGGAUGUGUAGUUAUUAGAUCAGGGUAAGAGUGGUUGGGUUUAGAUUUGCACACUUUGGUAGCAUUCUGGCCUACGGUGGAGGGAGGCCCAAGGUGUAUCGGUUUAUGCUCCCUUCUGCUCCUCAGUGAUGUAGUAGGGAAGGGUUUGGCUGUGUUCUCCAGUAGGAAAGAUCUCUGUUGAGCUAUCACCGUUACCCCAGACUGGUAAAACAGGAGGCAGAAGAGUACUGUUGGCAGCAGGGGAUUUCGGUUCGAAAUGGAAGAAAGGUGACAAUCCAAGCUGGCAUUAGGAAGAAACUGGGACCGAGCGAGUGGUAAAAAGAAGUAUGCAAUAGGCAAUGAGUAGAAUUUUUAGAACUUCAUAAUGUGUAUCUAUGACUGUUUGUGUGUAUUUGAACAAGUAUAUCUAUUCAAGUCUAAACUUUUGGUGUUUUAAAUUUUUUUUUUAAACAAGGUUUUGAAAACCGGAUAUGAAUUGACAUAAAGCAUAAACACUGCCCAUGGACCUAAGAACACCUGACCAGUCACGACCACGGUUAAAGAUCCUAUUUAACCAGUCGUGGUUAAGGUUAUUGCCGUGCAAGACUGCGGUGAGGAUGGGGAGGGGGGGGUCGACUGCGGUGCACCCACCUCGCCAGGGGGGUCGGCUCUGCGAAAAACCCUUUUGUAAUAAACCAUCCGUAAAGCAGCGGGUUUGCUAUGAAUGAGUUUGGGCCCCGGCCUGUCGAGGGCUUGGGCCCCGGCCUGUCGAGGGCUUGGGCCCCGGCCUGUCGAGGGCUUGGGCCCCGGCCUGUCGAGGGCUUGGGCGCCGGCCUGUCGAGGGCUUGGGCGCCGGCCUGUCGAGGGCUUGGGCGCCGGGCCUGUGGGAGCGAAGCAUGGUGGGGUUCCAGGCAUUGCAUGCAAUAAGUUUUGAGGGGUGGGGCUGAGCUGUUGAAGACGUGCACUAGUUUUCCUACGGGGAAAGGGGGCUGCAGAGAGCCAGGUGUUGUAGUCUGUGCCCCUCUGUGGGUGUGACCAGACUGGAGGAGUGUGCAGGAUGUGGGUGUGGUCUCCUAGCAGGGGAUCCAAAAGGCGGUGAUGACUCCUCAGUUUUGAACAUAUUAUCAUUGCAAAGCAAUAUGAACUCUAAAUCCAGUUUUCGAAUGUGUAAAAAUGUAUAAUUCUUCUUGUCGACGUGGCUGUUGGUCUGCUCUCUGUCGCCGUUUCUGGAACUAGUUUUUUUUUUGUUGCCUGUAUCAAUCAGUGGGAAUGUGCAUUCGGUGGACUAGCUCUUUAGGCACUGAGAAAAAAGGUCAAAACAUUUAGACUUUUCUCACCUGCAUGCCAGAGUAUUGUCCCUAAAAAUAAAAUUAAAAAAUAUUAAAAAAUAAACUCUUUUAGAAUCAAGCGAGACAGAAGGAGAAGAAAUAUUGGGUAAAUGUAUAUGAAUUUAGUGAGACUGUUUUAGGCUAGCAAUAUUGUCCAGUCUCUUCAAGAUGUUUUUGAAAGAUUCGUACACAAAUGUCAGUAAAAAAAAAAAAAAGAGGCACAGGCCACUGGAGGUUGAGCGUUCGAGCCUUUGCAUCGUGACCCGAAGACAAACGAGGUACUUUCUUCAAACGUGGGCCCGGUAAAGACUUGACCGCUCGCCCCCUCACAGGCCCCAGUGUAGCGUCCAUUUAGGCCUCCACUUCCUGGUUUGUGCCCCUGCCACGCCUCUCGGGGCUCCCUAGUCUCGUGGCGCCACCCUGCUGGCCACCCACACAAGCACAUUUCCUCUCUGUGGGGGGCCUCGCCCAAGGCGUCCACAGCCACAGGAAUACCUCUUUUUAACAUUUUUAACGAUCCAUUCUUUCUGUGCCCCGUUUGAAAGAGAGCAUGAUUUAUUUUUUAAUUCCUCUUUGAUAUGUCUACAGAUUUGUUAUUUGACAUUGUAAGUGUAAGUACAUUUUUUUUUAGUUCUUUAUUCUCGUGUGUAGCUCUGCUGUUUUCUGCUAGUGUUCUGAGCUGUGUGACUGUCCAACAGCAAUAGAACAGUACCCUGUCUGACCUGCUGGGGAGGGGUGGGGCUUCCUCAGGCCCCUCCCACAAGGGUGCCCAAUCACUUGCUGUAUUGCUAUGUGACAUGUUUUAAACUUUUUUUUUUUAGCCUGCAGGGAAUAUUUGUGUUAUUGUGUAAAGUAAUAAAUUGGUAUUUUAUGCCUAUAUCAUA
This is a messenger RNA of Oncorhynchus keta (chum salmon), 6405 nucleotides long. Its product is annotated as protein argonaute-4-like. Bases 189 to 2843 code for a protein of 884 amino acids. The transcript is spliced from 17 exons. The record is from RefSeq and is a predicted model, not a curated record. Gene Ontology annotation, molecular function: protein binding; RNA binding. Lineage: Eukaryota; Metazoa; Chordata; Actinopteri; Salmoniformes; Salmonidae.